This is a messenger RNA of Drosophila teissieri, 1380 nucleotides long. RefSeq names its product chorion protein S36. The transcript has 3 exons. Gene Ontology annotation, molecular function: transcription coactivator activity. Gene Ontology annotation, cellular component: RNA polymerase II transcription regulator complex. Gene Ontology annotation, biological process: positive regulation of transcription by RNA polymerase II. Bases 1 to 1380 code for a protein of 459 amino acids. NCBI's taxonomy places the organism in Eukaryota, Metazoa, Arthropoda, Insecta, Diptera, Drosophilidae. The record is from RefSeq and is a predicted model, not a curated record.
AUGGAGAAAUUCUUCUUGUUCUGCGCCUUCAUCGCCGCCGUGGCCGCUGAUGUCAGCCACCUGCCAUCCAGCCAGUACCUGCCCCCCAGCCGUGGAGUGGCCUCGGCUCCCGUGGCUUCCUACGCCGCUCCUGCCCCAAGCUACAGCGUAGAGGCCUCGGCUCCAGUUGCCUCCUACUCCGCUCCCGUUGAGUCCAGCUACUCCGCUGCUGCCUCUGCUCCAGCGGUGUCUUAUGCUGCUCCAGCUGUGUCCUACGCCGCUCCUGCCCAGAGCUACUCUGCUCCUGCUGCCACCUACACCGCUGCUGCCUCCGCCCCAGCUGUGUCCUACGCCGCUCCUGCCCAGAGCUACUCCGCUCCUGCUGCCACCUACACCGCUGCUGCUUCUGCCCCAGCUGUGUCCUACGCCGCUCCUGCCCAGAGCUACUCUGCUCCUGCUGCCACCUACACCGCUGCUGCUUCCGCCCCAGCUGUGUCCUACGCCGCUCCUGCCCAGACCUACACCGCUGCUGCUUCCGCCCCAGCUGUGUCCUACUCCGCUCCCGCUGAGUCUUACGAGACCGCUGCCUCUGAGCCCGCCCACACCUUCUCGGCCAACGAUGGAUACCGCUACAAGACCCAGAAGCGCGUCGUCCUCCGCCGUCAUCGUCGUGGUGUGCCCUCCAACGACUACCUGCCCCCCUUCCAGGGAGCCGCUUCUGCCCCAACCAGUGAGUACCUGCCCCCAGCAGCUUCCGCCCCCGCUCCAGUCUACCAGCCCGCCCCAGCUGCCUCUGCCCCAGCUGUGUCCUUUGCCGCACCUGCUGCCUCCUACGCCGAGCCCGCUGAGAGCUACGAGACCGCUGCUUCUGCUCCUGCCCACUCCUUCUCCUCCAACGAUGGAUACCGCUACAAGACCCACAAGCGUGUGGUGCUCCGCCGUCACCGUCGUGAUGUGAGCCACCUGCCCUCCAACGAUUACCUGCCCCCAGCAGCCUCUGCCCCCGAACCAGUGUACUCCGCCCCCGCUCAGAGCUACUCUGCUCCCGCUGCCACCUACACCGCUGCUGCCUCCGCCCCAGCUGUGUCCUACGCCGCUCCUGCCCAGAGCUACGCCGCUCCUGCCCAGAGCUACUCCGCUCCUGCUGCCACCUACUCCGCUGCUGCUUCUGCCCCAGCUGCCUCCUACGCUGCUCCCGCUCAGAGCUACUCCGCUCCCGAGUUCUACACCGGUGCCGCCUCCGCCCCAGCUGCCUCCUACUCCGCCCCAGCUGCUUCCUACUCCGCCCCCGCUGAGAGCUACGAGACCGCCGCCUCCGAGCCCGCCCACUCCUUCUCCGCCAACGAUGGAUACCGCUACAAGACCCAGCGUCGUCGCGUCCUCCGCCGUCACCGUUACUAG